ACAAAAAACAAAAAAAUUAAUAAAAUAUAGAGAUGAUGGCAGAUGAGAGUAUAUGUAGUAGUUUCUGAUGCAUAAACCAUGAUGGAUGAAAGGUCGUUUUACUACUUUAUAAAUACCCAAUUCCUUCCUUGGCCACUUUGCUUUUGUUUUCUGAUUGAUAUAUCUCCUUCCCUUCCUGUUCUAAUAAGUAGAAAAGAAAAACACCAAGAGCUGAACACACCUGUUGUAUCCUUAAUUAUAUUCUCCUUUUGUUUCCUCACCAGCUUGCUUGCAGCAAUGGAUUUCCCAAACCAAUCCAUGUCAGAUUCUCCACAGAGAAAGCUGGGAAGGGGGAAGAUUGAGAUCAAGAGGAUUGAGAACACCACCAAUCGCCAAGUCACUUUCUGCAAGCGCAGAAAUGGCCUUCUUAAGAAAGCUUAUGAGCUAUCUGUGCUUUGUGAUGCAGAGGUUGCUUUGAUUGUCUUCUCUAGCCGCGGUCGCCUCUAUGAAUAUGCUAAUAACAGUGUCAAAGCAACAAUUGAUAGGUACAAGAAAGCAUGUUCAGAUUCAUCUGGGGCUGGAUCUGCUUCUGAGGCUAAUGCUCAGUUUUAUCAGCAAGAGGCAGACAAACUGCGUGUGCAAAUUAGUAACCUGCAGAAUAACAACAGGCAAAUGAUGGGUGAGUCUUUGGGCUCUAUGAAUGCCAAGGAACUCAAAAACCUGGAGACUAAGUUAGAAAAAGGAAUUAGUAGGAUUCGUUCCAAAAAGAAUGAGCUACUAUUUGCUGAAAUUGAGUACAUGCAGAAAAGGGAGAUAGACUUGCACAAUAACAACCAGCUUCUUCGGGCAAAGAUAGCUGAAAGUGAGAGGAACCACCCUAACUUGAGCAUUUUGGCUGGGAGCACCUCAAACUAUGAGUCUAUGCAAUCUCAGCAGCAGCAACAGCAGCAGCAAUUCGACUCUCGCGGCUACUUCCAAGUCACUGGAUUACAACCCACUACACAUACUCAGUAUUCGCGCCAAGACCAGAUCUCAUUACAACCCAGUAGUCAGUAUGCACGCCAAGACCACAUGUCCCUUCAAUUAGUGUAAUGUGUUUGCGGUUGAGAAGUACUAAGACUUGUAGUUUGCAAUUUAGUAUUAUAGCAGCAGAUGAAUGCUAAGGUUAAUAUAUAUAUAAUUUAAGCAGAACUAUGUGGAGGGAAUUUAAAUGUAAGUGUUCCCUCAGUACUGAGUAGUUGCUUAAUUUGUAGACGUUUCAUAAGAGUACUCUAUCCUGUAUCUAUAUUGAAACGCUCCCUGAUAUGUUUAGUACUGUGUUCUAUGAUUAUGGAAAACACGAGACACCUUGACAUGUUGUUUUGCAAGUUUGUUCACAAGUGAAUGAAAAUUGCAAAAUAUGUUAUGGCCUUUAUUGGUGGAGUGGAGGGUAUAAAUUUGCUAUUGCUAUACACACACAUAUAUACUCCAGCU
This is a messenger RNA of Lotus japonicus, 1452 nucleotides long. RefSeq names its product floral homeotic protein AGAMOUS-like. The coding region runs from base 79 to 1071 and encodes 330 amino acids. Gene Ontology annotation, cellular component: nucleus. The record is from RefSeq and is a predicted model, not a curated record. Gene Ontology annotation, biological process: positive regulation of transcription by RNA polymerase II. The transcript is spliced from 9 exons. Gene Ontology annotation, molecular function: RNA polymerase II cis-regulatory region sequence-specific DNA binding; protein dimerization activity; DNA-binding transcription factor activity, RNA polymerase II-specific. Lineage: Eukaryota; Viridiplantae; Streptophyta; Magnoliopsida; Fabales; Fabaceae.